AUGAUUCAAUCUUCAAUUAGAAAAUGUUUAACUUCAAUAAAACCAAAUAAUAUAAUUGGUAGAAGUAAAGUUAACAUUAUCAAUAUCAAUUUCAAUAUCAAUAAUAGAAACAUUAGAUACUUUGCAUCAAAUAGUAGUAGUAGUAGUAAUAAUAAUAAUAAUAAUAAUAACAAUGGUAAUAGCGGUGAAAUAUCAAUGUGUAACAACAAUAUAAAUAGUAACAAUAAUAAUAGUAACAAUAACAAAGAAAAAGAUAAUUUAAUAAGAGUAUUAGAAGAUGAUAAACUAAGGAAUAUUUCCACAACAGGAUUAGUUGAUACAUUAUAUAAAAAAUCGAACCAAUCUGAAUUACCAUUAGAGAAUCCAAUUUCAUCAAUACAACAAGCUACUGGAGGCAGUAGUAUAAUGGAAUUAUCAGAACAAUAUACAGACCCAUUAUUAGAUCCAGUUGUUAAAGUUUUCUCAGUUUUAACUUCUCCAAAUUAUUUUAUACCUUGGCAAAUGAAACCACAAAGAGAAGUAACUGGUAGUGGAUUUAUAAUUAGUGGUAAAAGAAUUUUAACAAAUGCACAUGUUGUAGCGGAUCAAACAUUGGUGAUGGUAACCAAAUUUGGUAAUCCAAAUAAAUUUCCAGCCAAAUUAGUUUCAUCAGCACAUGAUUAUGAUUUAGCAAUGUUAACAGUGGAGGAUGAUGAGUUUUGGGAAGGAUUAAUUCCGUUGGAAUUGGGUGAUUUACCAGAUUUACAAGAUACUAUUACAGUGGUUGGUUUUCCAACUGGUGGAUCAAAUAUUUGUGUGACACAAGGUGUUGUGUCUAGAAUUGAUCUUCAACCUUAUGCACAUAGUGAGACAAGAUCAUUAUCGAUUCAAAUCGAUGCAGCUAUUAAUCCAGGUAAUUCUGGUGGUCCAGCAUUAAAAGAUGGUAAAGUUGUAGGUAUUGCAUUUCAAAAUUUAACAGGUGCAUCAUCGGUUGGUUUCAUUAUACCAACACCAGUGAUUCGUAGAUUCAUUAGAGAUAUCGAAUUGAAUGGUAAAUUCACUGGUGUACCAAUGUUGGGCAUAGUUUCACAAAAUUUAGAUUCAAUGCCAAAGGAAUACUUUAAAAUUCCAACCGAUUCACCAAUUACAGGUGUGGUUGUAAACGAGUUACAUCCAUUCUCUGCCGCAAAAGGAUUGAUUCAAGUAAAGGAUAUUAUAACUCAUAUCAAUGGUGUAUCAGUGGCUGAUGAUGGUUCAAUUGCUUUUCGUAGACGUGAACGUAUUAGUUUUGGUUAUCUAUUUAGCAAUCAUUUCAUUGGUGAUCAAAUCGAUUUAACAGUAUUAAGAAAUGGUGAACGUUUAAAUGUACGUGUACCAUUGGUUAGUCAAUUCAGUGUUGUACCAUUCCAAAUGUAUGAUAGUCGUCCAAGUUAUUUCGUUUAUUCAGGUUUAGUUUUCGUACCAAUCACUUAUCCAUUCUUACAAGAAUUAUCCGAUGAUUUGGCAGUAACCUAUCGUAGAGUUUAUGAACGUAUUGAAAAAAUCACAUCUGAAGAUUUUCAAGUUGUCAUAUUAUCUCAAGUACUUUUUGACAAAACUAAUCAUGGUUACUCAAAUUUAAGUUUAACAGAGGUUAAAAGAGUUAAUGAUAUUCCAGUUAAAAAUUUAAAACAUUUAGUACAUUUAAUAGAAUCAAAUCAAAAUCCUUAUUUAGUCAUCACUUUAGAACAUGAAAACUUUAUCAUUUUGAAAAAAGAUGAAGCUGAUCAAGCAAAUUUAAGAGUUAUGAAACAACAUGCAAUUCCUCAUUUAAAAUCUGAAGAUUUAAGAUUAUCUUCAAAUAAUAAUAAUAAUAAUAAUAAUAAUAAUAAUAAUAAUAAUGAUAAUAAUUUAAAUGUAAAUCUUAAUAAUAAUGAUAAUGAAGUUAAUAAUAAUAAUGAUAAUAGUAAUAAAACUAUUUUUUAA
Dictyostelium discoideum AX4 is the source of this 1944-nucleotide messenger RNA. RefSeq lists its product as hypothetical. The transcript has 2 exons. Gene Ontology annotation, molecular function: serine-type endopeptidase activity. The record is from RefSeq and is a predicted model, not a curated record. Gene Ontology annotation, biological process: proteolysis. The coding region runs from base 1 to 1944 and encodes 647 amino acids. NCBI's taxonomy places the organism in Eukaryota, Evosea, Eumycetozoa, Dictyosteliales, Dictyosteliaceae.